UCUAUAAUCAGUUAUUCUGAGUCGCUUAACAAGAUGGCACGUACCAAACAAACUGCACGAAAAUCAACCGGUGGAAAAGCUCCACGCAAACAGCUCGCCACAAAGGCAGCACGGAAGAGCGCUCCUGCAACCGGUGGAGUCAAGAAACCUCAUCGUUACAGGCCUGGUACAGUCGCUCUUCGUGAGAUCCGUCGUUACCAGAAAUCCACUGAGCUGUUAAUCCGCAAGCUGCCCUUCCAGCGUCUUGUGCGUGAAAUCGCUCAAGAUUUCAAGACUGACCUGCGUUUCCAGAGCUCGGCUGUAAUGGCUCUUCAAGAAGCUAGCGAGGCUUACCUUGUUGGUCUGUUUGAAGACACCAACUUGUGCGCCAUCCACGCCAAGCGCGUCACCAUCAUGCCAAAGGACAUUCAGUUGGCCCGCCGAAUCCGCGGAGAACGAGCAUAAUUGGACUACACUUCAAAUGAAAAACGGCUCCUUUAGGAGCCACCACAUGCAUAAAAGCAAUGGCCAUACUAUGAGCCCCCGAAUAACUUAGAAUUCCCUGGGCUUCUAAAUAAACCAAGAGUUCCUUAUGAUUGAAUUUUGAAAUGAGAAAUGAAAACAACUGAAGUUUUUCAGAACACGUUUGCUUUGAGCCCGCUUAGCGACAAGUUUAAACCCCAUAGAAAUUAUGUCUGACUUAAUCUGUGUAUCAAAACACAGAAGUUUUUUCAUUUCCAAGUUAACCAGAACAUACUAAUUUAUCAAUGUUCUUCAUUUUUAUGUUGUACAUUUGGCCUUGUAAUUUUGGCGCUAGUAUUAUGCAAAUCAUCGGCGC
Molecule: messenger RNA, 817 nt
Organism: Stylophora pistillata
Lineage: Eukaryota; Metazoa; Cnidaria; Anthozoa; Scleractinia; Pocilloporidae
Product: histone H3
Cellular component (GO): nucleosome
Molecular function (GO): DNA binding; structural constituent of chromatin; protein heterodimerization activity
Source: RefSeq, a predicted model, not a curated record